AUUGAUUACCUUCUAUAAAUACCUCACCCCACCCCUGAGCCCUCCCAAAUCCGAGCAAAUCAACAACACACGAUCAAUCGAUCGAUUAAUCCUCUCGAGUAAUCGCCUUGAAAUCAUCGGUUGAUUUCUUGCAGAGAUUAAGUAGCAGCAGGUGUUCGUCGAGCCGAGCGGCGAUGUCUCCCUCCCCUGAUCUCGCCCGGAUCCUCCCCCGCGUGCUCAUCGUCUCCCGCCGCACCGUCCGCAAGAACAAGUUCGUCGACUUCGUCGGGGAGUACCACCUCGACCUCAUCGUGGGAUACGGCGCAGUGCCGGUGAUCGUGCCGCGGGUCGCCGGCGUGCACACGCUGCUCGACUCGUUCGAGCCCAUCCAUGGCGUGCUGCUGUGCGAGGGCGAGGACGUCGACCCGUCGCUGUACGGCGGCGGCGGUGCGGGGUCGGGGGGGCUCUCGGCGGAGCAGCUCGACGCUGUGCGGAGCCUCCACCCGAGCGACGCCGCCAUCGACCACGAGAAGGACUCCAUCGAGCUCCGCCUCGCGCGCCGCUGCCUCGAGCGCAACAUCCCCUUCCUCGGCAUCUGCCGCGGCUCGCAGGUGCUCAACGUCGCCUGCGGCGGCACGCUCUACCAGGACGUCGACCACGAGCUCCCCGCCGCCGCCGCCGCCGUUCGCCACAUCAACUACGACAACUACGACGGGCACCGCCACCCGGUGCGCGUCCUCCCCGGCACGCCGCUGCACGAGUGGUUCGCGGAGUCGCUCGACGGCGAGGACAGCCGGCUGACGGUGAACAGCUACCACCACCAGGGCGUGCGGCGGCUGGCGGAGCGGUUCGUGCCCAUGGCGUUCGCGCCGGACGGCCUCGUCGAGGGGUUCUACGACCCCGACGCGUACAACCCCGGCGAGGGCAAGUUCAUCAUGGGGCUCCAGUUCCACCCGGAGCGCAUGCGGAAGGCCGGCUCCGACGAGUUCGACUACCCGGGCUGCCCCAUGGCCUACCAGGCGUUCGUCCGCGCCGUCGUCGCGUACCAGGAGAAGCUGGCCGCCGCCGCCGCCGCCAUGCCCGCCUCGCCGAAGCUGAACCAGGAGAUGGAGAAGCAGCGCAAGGUGCUCGUCCGGAGCUUCUCGCUCGCCAAGAACCUGUACGUCUCCGGCGCCGAAGCUGGCACGCCGCGGCCGGCCGAGCAGCGCGACCUCGACGCCGGCGCCGAGUUCCUCGAGGUAAAAACCCAGCCCAACCACCGCACCUCCACCGGCGCGCACGGAUGCCAGCCGCCGGACUUCAAAGCUAACCGCCGUGGCGUGGUGUGUGUGGUGCAGCAGUCGAACACGGCGGCGCUGAGCGUGCAGCAGGAGAAGCGGCUGAAGCAGAUGGGCGCGACGGUGAGGAACGCGUCGGGGUACAUCAACCGGCUGAAGCUGAACGAGGAGCGGGAGGCGGCGGCGAGGGCGCUCAUGGCGAAGAUGUCCAUCGACCAGCUCUCCGACCUCGCCUCCUUCUACCACAUCAUGGGGACCAUCUGCUCCGAGGUGCUCGACAGGAAGCUGCACUCCGCUGCUCCCGCUCCAUGAAUCUCUCUUGCCUCGCUCUCCAUCACACCAUGCUGUGUGCUCCUGCUUGUUUGUUUGUUUGAUCAUUCUCAUGACGACAUGAUUGAUAUUAUCAAAUGUUAAUGCAAAUGUUUACGAGAUAAUAUUAUCGUGUUUCUGUUCUUCAUU
Oryza sativa Japonica Group (Japanese rice) is the source of this 1715-nucleotide messenger RNA. Lineage: Eukaryota; Viridiplantae; Streptophyta; Magnoliopsida; Poales; Poaceae. The record is from RefSeq and is a predicted model, not a curated record.